Messenger RNA from Penaeus monodon (black tiger shrimp), 2039 nucleotides. RefSeq names its product retinol dehydrogenase 13-like. The transcript has 10 exons. The record is from RefSeq and is a predicted model, not a curated record. Bases 266 to 1297 code for a protein of 343 amino acids. Lineage: Eukaryota; Metazoa; Arthropoda; Malacostraca; Decapoda; Penaeidae.
GUCAUUCUCACUGGGGAGUCGACGUUAGUUGUUCAGCAUCAAGCAGUGCGCAAAGAUAGUGUGAAAUUGGAGUUUCACUACAUAGUUGUAUGACGGUGCACUGAUUCACUGUUAAUGAUAAAAAAUUCCAACCGGCACUACAGUAGUUCAGCAAAAAGGGAACCUUUCUCCUGAAUAAAGUCUUCGACGACGAACGUACGACGAAGGUGUACUUUGAGCGCAAAUAUCAAGAUAAUUCUAAAACUCGAAAACCAAGGAGAGAACAAUGGCUGAAAUCGGCUUGGGAGAGCUUUCCUGGACGUUGGCGACAAUGUGUGCUUGGGUGUUAGCUGUUGGGAUCAUGCUAUGUCUGUGUUUAGCAGUGGUCUAUCUGGUGUAUCUUCGUCAUGCUAACAGGGGUACGAGAAAUUUCUGGCCAGCAACCGUUCACCUCGAUGGCAAAAUCGCUGUCAUUACGACCAAUGGCAAUGAUAUCGGCGUGGAAGCGGCCAGGCAGAUGGCAGCUAGAGGAGCUCGGAUAGUCCUCGCCUGCAGUGACCAGAGGAGGGUGCACGAAGCCAAAGUCGACGCCAUCAGUUCCAGCCACGUUCCGCAGGUGAUCUGGAGACACUUGGACACCUCCUCCCUGGCCUCUGUUAAUAGCUUUGCGGACGACUUCGUCAGGAGAGAAGAGAGGAUAGAUAUACUGGUAAUGGUAGCGUGUACCGGCGGGGCUGUCACUCGAGAGCUGACGGCUGACGGCCUGGAAGUCACUAUGGCCACCAAUCACUUUGGUCAUUUUCUCUUGGUAAAUCGCCUUAUCGGUUUGUUACGGAAACACAAAUCAAGUCGAGUUAUAGUGUUGGCAGCUUCAGCUCACUACAUGCUCUCCACUAUCACUCCCAAGAAUUUGAAUUUCGAGCGUGCGAAAUACGGGGGUCUGCGUGCCUUCGCUCAGUCAAUGCUUUGCAACAUUCUAAUGUCUAAUUGCUUGGCUGACGCGACGGCUCAUACAGGCAUGACCGUCAAUUCCUUCUGCCCGGGCAUGGUAUUGUCAGCACCUUACAUCAGAGGCAGCAAUUUCCUGGCGCGCCUCUACUGCGUCUUACUUCAGUUCGUUACAAGGAGUGACGAGGAAGCGGCUAAAACCAUUGUUUACCUUGCCGGAUCAGACGAAGUGGCCAACGUGACUGGUGGAUUCUUCGCUGACUGUGCUGAGAGGAAAAUGACAGGUCUGGCGAGCGACAUCGGUUUGGCAAGGAAGGUCUGGGAAAGGAGCGAGGCGAUGGUACGUCUUGCACCUCUUGAUAGUCCUUGAUUAGGAUUGUUAGACUUUGGCGCUGAAGAUUCAAAGUCUAAUUUAAGCCCCUAGAGCAUUUCUGGAAGAUUCUCGAAGACCUCUGGUCAAGCUUCGAAAAGUCUAGUGCAGAGAGGUGGUUCUGAGACUUCAACAGCAAGGGAAAAGAAGAUGCGGAGUGUUAGCUUAUGGAAGUGGUCCAAAAAAUUCUAAACCUUUCGGCAGUUCACUUGUGUGGAUUUGAUAUCCACUGUAGAUUAAAAAAAAUGCUAUUACUAUUACUGUAGUACCAAUAAUAGCAUUAGCAUGCAGGUUGGAUUUAAGCCUUGGGGUCCCUCAACAGAAAAAAAACAAACAUUGCAAAUAAAUAAAUCAAUUUAAAUUAUUAAUAAGCAACAUUUCUUCGAAGAAACUAUGUUAGCUGUAAGAAUAGAUAUACUGACUGUAAGAAUGUCGUUGAUUAAUAUUUUCACUUUUUUAGUAGAGGAAAUGUUAAUAUUAUAUUACAGUAAUUGCAUGGGUGUUAAUAAGUGUCAGUUAUCUUGCCUACAUUUUUGCAUUACCAUGAUUUUAUAGAUCUACUUAUGAUUAUUACUACUAAAUUAACACUGUUUACUAUUUUUCUCGGUAUUUAACUGUUGAUAGUUAAGUUAUCCAAAGGGGGUACCGCCUUGUGAUGGAUAGAGCACCUGCCUUUCUAUUUUCUGGUAUCCCAAACCUCACUUUGUUGACUUUUAAGAAUAAUAAAACCAAUUUUAUAAUA